AUGUUUGGGGAAGUUGAGACAGAAAAUGAGCUGGGAUGGUCGUGCCACAAUAAAGUGGCUAUGAUUCAAACAUUACGAGCUGGUAAAUGUGAAUCAGUUAAACAAAUUCUCCAUAUACCAACAACGUCCGCAAAAUAUCUGUCACCAUUGGAUAAUCCACUGUGGCACUCAAUUAAACAAUUUAUUCGAAAUCGACAUCCAUUAACUGUAACUGAUAUACCCUUACUACUUUCAGAAGCUUUCUAUUCGUUAUCUAAGGAAGAAAUUAAAAUGCUUAACGAAAGUGUGGCUUGA
Messenger RNA from Didymodactylos carnosus, 294 nucleotides. The record is from the annotation of a GenBank genome assembly. NCBI's taxonomy places the organism in Eukaryota, Metazoa, Rotifera, Eurotatoria, Philodinida, Philodinidae.